AUGCUUGACAUUGGGGCUGAAAGUGAUAAUGAUUCGGAUGAAGAGGGUGACCGCUCCUCUGGAUCUGGAUCCUCUCAACUCGACUCACAAGACGAAAGUCGAGCAGAUGAUCUCGAAAUCGACCUAGCGGAGUUCGAUGAUCUAGAGGAAUUUGCAGGCAUAGAGGAUGACUCCAAGUUAGACGCAUUGGCUAACAUGAUUGACACUAUGAAAUCCUCGGCUUCUAAACGUAAGGAAGAUCAUAUCGACCCCGAGGAUCAAGCUCUGUCAGCCUCUCAAAACAAACGCCGUAGGAUUUUACCAGCUCGAACAGAGGCGAGGGACGAGAACGAAGUCUUUACUGGGAUUGAUGAUGAUGAUACUAAAAAAGUUGAUCUUGCGUCCUUGAUAUCUAUCUUACCAGCCAGUCACGAUGUGACUAAUUUGAAGAAAUCAUUGAGAUACUUGACUAAGAAAAGUGACAAAUCAGCACCACUUUCGGCCCCCCUCGAACCCCGCCUUCAACAGAAGAUAGAACGUGAAGCGGCCUACGAUUUAACAAAAGUCGAAAUGGAUAAAUGGAACGAAACUAUCAUGGCCGCUCGUGGUUUAUCCGGGAAGCACACGGAUGGCAAGAACCGAUUUGUAGUGCCUUCGGCCAGUGCACCCAAGACCAAAGAACUCGAUGUGAAUCGUUGGAAUAUGCAUUUCAAACCAACCAAUUCUCUAGAAACUGAAGUUCUUGGGAUGCUCUCUGCCGGUAAAAUGUCAUCUAAAAAGCUGAAGGAAGAAGAAGACGAUCUCUUGCAAGCCAAGGGUUUGACAGCUGAACAAAUCAAAGAACGUGCGGCUGAAUUGAAAAUGGCACGAGAGUUGAUGUUUCGAGCUGAACGAAAGUCAAAGCGUGUCGCCAAGAUCAAAAGUAAAGCCUUUCGAAGAAUUCACAAACGAGAGAAGACCCGUCAGAGUAUUGCAGAGCAAGGGGGUGAGCUGGACAUGGACUUUUUACAAGAGCUAGACGAUAUCGAUGGUGGUGAGCGUGUGAAGGCAGAGAGAGAAAAGAUGGAACUUCAACGAGCGAAGGAAAGGGUUUCAUUAAAGCAUUCAAGUCAAGGAAAAUGGGCCAAGAAGGUCGCGGGACUCAAAGGACUCGGUAAUGACGCUAAUCAUGCAACUCGGGAAAGAAUCAGACGGGAGGAACUCUUGACAAAAAAGAUUGCGGGUCAAGGCGAAGGAGAUCGCGAGUCAGACGGAUCUGAUGAUGAUUCAGAUUAUGAUUCAGAUAUGGACGUGGAUACGAUCAAGAAACGGGCAUUGAAUGAACUCUCAGCAUUAGACUCAGCAAAAUCUGAGGCCCCAGCAAAAGGGUUGAUAGGAAUGAAGUUUAUGCAAACUGCUAUGGCAAGGAAGGAAAGGGAGGCUAAUGAAGCUGAGGCACAAUUGCGUAAAGCGUUGAUCAAUGCAGAGGACGAUGCUUCGGAUGAUGAGCAGAGUGGAAUGAAAGUACAGGGUAAUCCUGGUAGAUUAGUCUUCACUCCUGGUAGUUCUUCUAUGGUGCAGCAACAAACCGUCAUCGCACAGCAGGAAACCGCCGAAGGCUCAAAUGCUUCACCUCAGCCAAAUCAAUCACGUGCAACUUCAUCAAACAAGCAACAUGCUCGUGCUUCAGGAUCGACCACAGCCACCAAGACGCCUGUGAACACUGCCUCUCAACGUGCAGUUCCGACUUCUAAAACUCCAAAACCUUUGCAUGUCACUUCAGAAGAAUCCAAUCCAUGGCUAUCACUUGACGACGCAACUGGGGGGACUACUUCACAUAUCAAAACUCUAAAUCCGAAGCAUGGCAAAGAUUCGGCCACGAUCGUUGCUGAGAAAGCUAAGCUGAAGGCUUUGAAGCAAAAACGUAAAAACAAAACCGAAGUACUAAACGCCCAAAACGAGGCUGAGAUUGCUAUCGAUCUUGAAUCAUUUAUGGUCCCCCGAUCCAUUGCGGGACCGAGCGCGUUGGGAGCGAUGGAGAAUGAAGGGAAACCGGGAAAGGAAGGUGAUGCGAUCAUUCGACGUGAUACGGUGGAUGGUGUAGGUCGUACUGUGUUUCAACAACGGGAGCUGGUCAGUGAAGCCUUUGCAGACGAUGGCGUAGUAGCUCAAUUCGAAGAGGAAAAACGAAAAGAAGUCGAGUCGGACGCACCUCAGCAGGUUGAUGUCACUAUCCCAGGUUGGGGUGAUUGGGUAGGAAAAGGAGCACGAAAGUCAAAACAUUCUAAAAAGUUUAUCAAGAAGAUUCCAGGUAUAGAUCCCGAAUCAAGAUCAGAUGCAAAAUUAUCAAAUGUAAUCAUCUCUCAAAAGAAACAUUUGAAGAAGGUUACAAAAUAUCAAACCAAGACUUUACCAUUUCCAUUUACAUCUAAAUCUCAACAUGAACAUAGUUUAAGACAAUCUCUUGGACCUGAAUUUAAUACUAAUCUCCAACAUCGUCAUCUUGUUCGUCCUCAGGUCUUGUCAUACCCUGGUCAAAUUAUCGAACCAGUUCAAAACCCUGUGUAG
Messenger RNA from Melampsora larici-populina 98AG31, 2526 nucleotides. RefSeq lists its product as uncharacterized. Bases 1 to 2526 code for a protein of 841 amino acids. Lineage: Eukaryota; Fungi; Basidiomycota; Pucciniomycetes; Pucciniales; Melampsoraceae. Gene Ontology annotation, biological process: rRNA processing. Gene Ontology annotation, cellular component: small-subunit processome; nucleolus. The record is from RefSeq and is a predicted model, not a curated record. The transcript has 3 exons.